Leptosia nina is the source of this 276-nucleotide messenger RNA. The record is from the annotation of a GenBank genome assembly. Lineage: Eukaryota; Metazoa; Arthropoda; Insecta; Lepidoptera; Pieridae.
AUGAAGGUUCUAGUGCUUCUCGUGGCGUUUUGCGCUUUCGCUACAGCAAUGGUCCCGCGGGACAAGAGGGAGGCAUCUGAAGGGGAAGCACCUAAAAUCUGCGCCCCUUCGACUCCGUGUGCUUGGCAAAUCACUAACAAGCAAACCAACAUGGUCGAGCAAAUUAUUCCCAACACCUACUGCAACUGUGCCGUGGGCUUUAACUGCGAGUUGGUUAGCGAGAAGAGCUUUAUCAGCGGCUUCGAGUACCGCUGUCUAGAAUCCGGAGGUAGCUAA